Colossoma macropomum (tambaqui) is the source of this 1522-nucleotide messenger RNA. RefSeq names its product transmembrane protein 101 (gene tmem101). Gene Ontology annotation, biological process: positive regulation of canonical NF-kappaB signal transduction. The transcript is spliced from 4 exons. Lineage: Eukaryota; Metazoa; Chordata; Actinopteri; Characiformes; Serrasalmidae. Bases 1 to 768 code for a protein of 255 amino acids. The record is from RefSeq and is a predicted model, not a curated record.
AUGGCUGCUCCCAGCAGGCGGGAGGUUCUGCGGCUGCUGUCCCAGCUCGGAGCCUUCAUCCUCACCCGCUUCGGCUUCUGGAACUGCUUCAGCAUGCUCAUGCUCUUCGCCGAGCGGGCCGACGUGAAGAGAAAGCCGGAUAUUCAGGUGCCGUAUUUGUACAUCGAUAUGGGAGCUGCGGUGCUGUGUGCCAGCUUCAUGUCGUUUGGAGUGAAGAGGAGAUGGUUCGCUCUCUGUGCAGCCAUCCAGCUGGCUUUCAGCACCUAUGUGUCCUACGUUGGUGGACACGUCCAUUAUGGAGACUGGUUGAAGGUCAGAAUGUACUCCAGAGCCAUGGCCGUCAUCGGAGGAUUCCUGGUGCUGGCCAGCGGGGCGGGGGAGGUGUACAGGCAGAAACCUCGCACGCGCUCACUGCAGUCCACCGGACAGGUCUUCUUAGGAAUCUACUUAAUCUGUUUGGUCUACUCCCUCCAGCACAGCCAGGAGGACCGGCUGGCCUACCUGGACCACAUCCCCGGGGGGGAGGUCACCGUCCAGCUGCUGGUGGUGGUCUUCGGGGUCCUGGCUCUGUCCUUCCUGUCCGGCUACUACGUGCAGUUAGCCUCUCAGAUUCUGGCCAUCAUCCUGCCACUGGUGAUCCUCUUCAUAGACGGGAACGUCGGGUACUGGCACCGCACCCGCCGCGUGGAGUUCUGGAACCAAAUGAAACUGAUCGGGCAGAACGUGGCCAUCUUCGGGACCGUGCUUAUCCUCGCCACAGACGGUUAAAGACCCAGACAGAGGACGCUUACUAAGUGAAGCUGGUGGGCGAAGCUAAACUCGAGGUGAUUGUGCUUAUGAAAAGUCAGAUGUACACAGUUUUCCCUCUUACACCAAACAUCAUCAGGCAGCCGAGACAUGUUUGGUGUCUGAAGUUUGCUUAUUUAGUUUUGCACUGAGGCUAAAAAAGGCUAAUCUGUCACCUGGCUGCACCUCGGACAACUUCUCUUUUAGAACCUUUAGUCUACGGUUACCUUUACUGGGCUGACAUUAGCCACUUAGGCUAGUUAGUUAAAACUCCUACGCAGCAUCAUUGGGAGCAGAAAACGAGCUGGAAUUUGGGGGCUUUCAUUUCGUGUUGUGUAAAGUCUUUUGAAUUGUUUCACACAUAUAUAUAUAUAUGUGUGAAAAUAAAAUUAGUUUUAACUGUAGUAGUUGUCCGCAGCCCCUCUUGGCCGAUUAAUGUAUGAGGGGAAAACUGUAAAUCUGAUUUUUUUUGUUGAACCAUUUCUUUAAAGCUGCACUAUGUAAGUUUUUUUUAGUUAAAAUUGAAAAAAGAAGCAUUACUGAAAUGAGGAGAAUAAAAACAGGCAAAAAUAUGGUGAGCAAGUCGCUCUGUAAAGCCUGAAAUAAGUCAGAGGUGUCGUGUCAGCAGUUUUACACACAAUUUACGUAUUAACGUCACGCACACAGACUCUAAAGAAGGUCCAGCUCGAUGUUUCGGCCUCAGAUGAUCUCAAAGUCAACAUCAUACUGAUGAAGA